ACCGCCGUGCUCACGCUCUCCCGCGUGUCCGAUUUUAACGAUUGAUAAUUAUUGGCAAUCUUAAUUAUUACCGUAAUAGCAAUAUUGAUGAUACUCGCAAGUUACCGCCCCACACGCGCAUUUAUAUUUAUCGUCCACUGCGUGGCUACCGUUUCAAAUUAAAUUCGUUGCUUUCCUUAUUGCCGCGAAAUUUCCAACUAUUCGCUUUCGUUAUGUCGUCGCUAUAUCGUCGUUAUGUCCUCUCGCUAUACGUUAUGUCGUCGUGAUGUUAUAAUGAUAAUUGAGUAGGCGCUCAAGCCGGGAAUCGGAAACUUCCUUGGAAUCUGCUACAUGGAGCCCCCGUUUUUUUUCCGAUAAGCGUGCGCCUCGGCUUCUUUAUGAGCUCAUAUAUAUGCGAUUCGUGCGCGUACAUAUAUACAUAUGCAUACAAAGGAGAUACGCGAGUACCUGGCACGUAUCUGCAUUCCUACGAGGCGACGGAGCCCUCCACGCGGGAGUCCACCGUCGAGAGACGGGCCUGAAAGGGCCCCCAAUGCGUUCGUGAACACGUCGGCCCUAUGGCAUGCGGCUCGGCUCAGCUCUCAGUGCGGGGUCAUGAGAAGUUAAGUAGCCACUCCGGGGUCCCACUUCGAAGGCGAACCUCCCAAAGUGUGAUGCAACGUACGCCUCAAUCAGCGACGUGUAAUAAUCCCGUUUCUCAUGCCCAUUCCCGCCGUGAUCGAUGCCACCUGACGACUUCGUCUGUCGCCACUCGCCCCAUCUUCAAAGAAUAAUUAAAAAUACAUCGACGAUGGAAUUUUAGGAAGCUUGGCCUAGAUCUGGUGCCACGUCAAGGUGCUCACAUGGUGGACCCAGAUACAAUGUCUGUCGUCGAAUUAUAUCACGUGCACGUGCAGAGCGCCGAGAACUCGCAGGGCGCGUCGGCCCGUGGCACCCUUCGUCGCAAGGAGCACAAAAAGAUCCUCACUCACCACCUGCAUUUCUGCAUGAGAGACUUUGGCCACUCGGUCGGCGAGGACACCGAGAUCUAUUUCUCCUUGUUCGACGCCAAGCGGCUGCAGUACCUGAGCGAGCGUUUCCUCGUGCGCAUCUCCAAGGAGGGCUUCUCCAACUACGUGGAAAAGAUGCACAACAACUGCACAAUCUUCACAGAUCUCGGCAACUCUGACCUAAGUCGGGAUCUCUAUAUGAUCGCCCAUGUGAUGCGCUGCGGUAGGAUGUUGUAUUCCGAUUCCGGCAAGAACAAGACCGGGACAGCGACCUACAGACGACCUCAUGGAGUCGCGGUGCUCUCUCUGACGAAUAUCUCCUUGACGGAGGCUGCACAGGAUCACGCGGAGGAACACGAAAUGACGUUUAAGGUGUAUCAAGGUGAUGAGAAGGAGUUCCAUCAGCUGCACGAGCAAAUCAUACGUAAUAAUAAGUGUUCUCCAUUGCCUGGACAGCCCAAUUACGGAAUAGUGGUUUCCCUUCGUAUUCUGCACGGCGAGUUAUCUCAGGUUCGGGAGGAAAACCCAUUGCUAUUCAAAAAUAUCUGCCUCACGAAGAAGCUCGGCUUCUCCGACGUCAUCAUGCCGGGCGAUGUGCGUAACGAUCUGUAUCUGAAGCUGGAGCGAGGUGAAUUCGAACGCGGCGGAAAGUCCACUGGCAAGAAUAUUGAGGUGACAAUCUUGGUCUUGGAUGCGGACGGUCAACCUUUGGAGGGGUGCUUGUUUGGAGCCGCGGGGAUGGACGGUAGUUCCGAAUAUCAGAGCUUGGUCAUAUAUCAUCACAACAGCCCGUCAUGGGCAGAAACUGUGAGACUGGCGAUACCUAUCGACAAGUUCUACGGUAGUCACGUGCGUUUCGAGUUUCGACACUGUUCGACGCGCGAGAAAAAUGACAAGAAACUCUUCUCCUUCGCGUUCGUUCGGCUGAUGGAGCCCGGAGGAGCUACUCUUCAGGAUGGUCCUCACGAGUUAUAUAUUUACAAAUGCGAGGAACGUGCAAAAUUGGAUUCACUGAGUUACCUGUCGUUGCCGAGCAGCGCGAGAGAACCAAGCGCCUCAGGUCCACCGGCCUUCUCCAGAUCGCCCAAGGAAGCCGUGUUUGUGCACACCUUGCUCUGCAGUACCAAGCUAACGCAGAACGUUGACUUACUUAGCCUACUGCAAUGGAAGGCCCAUCCCGAACGGAUAUCCGAGGCUCUCAGUCGCGUUCUUCGACUAGAUGGCGAGGAGCUGGUGAAGUUUCUCCAGGACAUCCUCGAUGCGCUGUUCUCCAUGUUCCACACCGAGGACGGCAACUCUACAGCGCAUUCGGGACUCGUGUUCCAGGUGCUUGUUUCCAUCUUCAGCCUAUUGGAGGACCCCAAGUUCGAGCACUUCAAACCUGUGAUGGACGCUUACAUUUCCGACCACUUCGCCGCCGCUCUGGUGUACAAGGGCCUCCUCAGCAGUGUACAGCAUUGCGCUGACUGGGUAACUGCGGCGGAAAAGCAAGAGCCGAUCAUGAAGUGCUUCCGCUCGCUCGAGUACAUCUUCAAGUUCAUCAUUCAAAGCCGAUUGUUGUUCGCUCGGGCGACCGCCGGUCAAUACGAGGACAGCUUCAAGCGCGAUCUGCACUGCGUGUUCGCGGCCCUCAACAAGAUGCUGUGUAUUCCGUAUGAGAUGGUGCUAAAAUCACAGAUCGCAUUGCUGGAGUCGAUCGCGGCAGUGUUUGAGCAGCUGGUGGCGGUGCUGCCGGUACUCGAGGUGGCCAAGCUUACCUGCACGAUGCUAGAUUCGGUACCACGGGAGUCAUCGUUGCAACUCACGCAGGCCAAGCUGAUCGCUAUUAAGAAUCUUACCUCGUCCACUCUGUUCCGCGAAGACGAUGAGAGCAGGAAUAUGCUGCUCGUUACGAUGUGCAAACACCUGCGUCUGCAUUUGGUUCGUAGAGAAGAACUGCGCUCUUGCACGGAUAUCUUGGGCGAGAUGCUCAGCUUCCUGCACAAACGUGGUAGGGAUACGAAUAAAGUCAACAACUGCAUUCACCACGACGUCGAGACGCUGUGCCUAUCCGUGCUCGAUGUUCUCAUACAGGCCAUUCAGAUCGUAAUUAAAUCCAGUCCAGUCCUCGGUUGUUUAGUAGCCUGUUUAAUAGGACUGCUUCAACUUCUCGAUGAGUAUCAUUACACGCAACUCUGGGAGGAAUUGACGCAUGCUGGUGAGCGGAAACCGCUCAAGGAUUUCCUACUCAAGGUGUUUGAGGUGUUGGGCGAGCUCGUGCGCCAAGAAGUCUUUCCGCCGGACUGGCUGGUCAUCAGGAUGCAGGCCAAUAAUGUUAUCCUGAGAUCGUUACAGGAACUUGCGCAACCGCUCGCCUUCCGUUUCCUGCACGGUAGCUUCGACUCGCAGCUCUGGUCAACGUACUUCAAUUUGGCGGUAGCUUACCUCACUCAGCCGUCGCUUCAGCUCGAGCAAUUCUCUGAAGUGAAGAGGGAAAAGAUCGUGGAAAAAUACGGCGAUAUGAGGGUCCUCAUGGGCUUCCAGAUAUUAUCCAUGUGGUCGCACUUGGGCGAACGUAAGCUCGAGUUCAUACCUGGCAUGGUUGGACCCUUCCUCGAAGUUACUUUGGUGCCCGAAAGCGAACUCCGCAAGGCGACUUUACAUAUCUUCUUCGACAUGAUGGAAUGCGAGCAGCGAGCCCGUGGAAGUUUUAAGUUGGUGGAAUCCGAGCUGAUCGACAAACUGGAUAUUCUCAUCAGCGAGAACAAGGGUGACGACGAGUAUAGGCAGCUGUUUAACACUAUGGAACACCUUAGCGCCGUAUUGCUGGACAGGGUGCAGUCUGAGGAUCCGGCGUGGAAGGAUAGUGGAACGGCUUUCAUAACGUCCAUCACGCGUUUGUUGGAAAGACUUCUCGACUACAGAAGCGUUAUCCAGGGCGACGAGAAUCGCGACAAGCGUAUGUCGUGCACCGUGAAUCUGUUGAACUUCUACAAGAAUGAAUUCAACCGGAAGGAGAUGUAUCUGCGUUAUAUCUACAAACUGCACGAUCUGCACCUGGCCGCUGAAAAUUAUACGGAAGCUGGCUUUACGAUGAAGCUGUAUGCUGACCAGUUAGACUGGGGAUCCACAAUGCUGCCACCUGAUCAUGCCCAUCCUCAGCAGCUGGAGUGGCAGCGUAAGGAGCUGCUUUACCAUAAGAUCAUUCACUAUCUUGAUCGCGGCAAGUGCUGGGAGAAGGGUAUCCCUUUGUGUAAGGAGCUAGCAGAGCUAUACGAAACCAGAUUGUACGAUUAUGCCAAGCUCAGUCACGUGUUGAAGUUGCAAGCCACGUUUUUGGAUAAUAUUUUGACACAGCUGCGCCCGGAACCGGAGUACUUCCGUGUUGGAUUUUAUGGACUUAGCUUUCCGCUUUUCGUCAGGAAUAAGUUGUUCAUCUACCGUGGUCUGGAGUAUGAACGAAUAGGAGCAUUCACGCAACGGUUGCAGACCGAAUUUCCAUGUGCGCAGAUAUUGAUGAAGAACUCCCCGCCGGACGAAAGCAUACUGACUUCCGAGGGUCAAUACAUUCAAAUUUGCAAUGUGAAACCGAUCCCCGAAGAAGGCAGCUUAGCUUGCAGCGGCGCGGAAGUGCCAGAGCGCGUGGUCGCCUUUUAUCUGGUGAACGAUGUGCGCAGGUUCACUUUUGAUCGUCCUCUUCAUCGAGGCCCGGUGGAUCGCGAAAACGAAUUCAAAUCGCUCUGGAUUGAAAGAACAAUGUUAACGACAGAAGCACGACUACCAGGAAUUCUUCGAUGGUUCGAAGUGAUCGAGAAACGGUCAGAGCUGAUGGCGCCAGUACAGUACGCUUGUGAGACCAUGCAAAGUGUAGAGAAAGAACUGAGAAGAUUAGUUACACAGUACAGAGCCGAGCCGCACAGAAACAUCAAUCCCUUCAGCAUGCGGCUACAGGGUAUCAUCGACGCCAACGUGAUGGGUGGCAUCACCAAGUACCAAGAGGCCUUUCUCACGCCAGAGUUCGCUUGGCAGAACCCCGAAAUGGUGCCGCACGUGAACAGACUGAAGGGCCUAAUUCUGGACCAGAUGAACGUUCUAGAGUCUGGUCUGGUACUUCACGGUCAGAUCGCGCCGGACGGGGUCCAGCCGCUGCACAAGAGGCUUAUCGAAAGAUUCACGCAGCUCAAACAAGGCCUUGGUCCUCUGGCUAGACAGAGAACUAUUCAUCAAGAUAGUAUUGUCAAUUCGCCACUGCCACCUUUGCCAAUUAACGACAAACAGCGUCCGGUCACUCUGGAGACCGCCGGUUCUAGAGCGUCGCACGCCGACAGCGACGGACUUCCGGAGGACGAAGGCUUUUAUACUAGAGUGGACGGUGCACCGCCGCCUAUUCCACAACGAGAGAUUCGACCACGUUCCGUCGGUUACGGUUCCACGCCACCGAGACCCACGCAUCAGAGGUCCCUCAGCAAACCGCUAAGUCCGAAACUGCCACUGAGGCAUUCUUUGCCAACUCCUACCGAUGGCGUAGACCAAAGUGGCCUCAGAAGUUCUUGGAGUGAACCCGGACCUGAGCCCGCACCGCCGUUACCACCCAGAGGCUGCACGCUUCUUGUUGCAGCUCCGGAUAAGAGAGAUUCUAACACAAACACAAACACAGUCGUGCCACCGGCGCCACCGAAACGUCUAGCGCACAAACGCAACACAGAGUGGAGCACAGACGACGACUCUGAGACGCAGAACGAACCAAACGAUUUGCGCGACAGCGGCAUCUCCACAGCCAGUUUGCUGGAUUUCCAAUCACACCUGACGAACUUGAACAACCUCGGUUAUGAGGACUUUGAGCCGCGCUCCAGAUGUAACGAUAUCAUGAAUAUCUCGCCACCCUCUGUGAUAAGCGCGCUAAACGUCUCCACCGGUAGCUUCGCCAGCGGCACAUUCCAGAGCUCUCAUUCUCUUCCGGGUCAAGAGGUGAGCCCUCCACCAAUUCCUCCCAAGGCCCACCAGGAUACUCCUUCAGCCCCUUCGACUUUAGAAAGAGUAUCUAACCGGACGCAAUCUCACGGCCAUUCGGAGAAUUACUCCGUGCCGAAGAUGCAGACACUCUCCGUGGCGUCCGACACGGAGAGCACCGUGUAGCGACGAUGUAUCUCCCUAGUCCUUAGCGAUUAAUCGUGAUGUGUAUGUGCCAUGGUCGGGCGCGAAUCCUGUAUUCGAUUCGUUCCAGUAUUGGGCGGACUCUCUUAGACGGUAACUUAACAUAAACGUAAGAAUGUCGUCAUCAUCGUCUUCGUCGUCGUCGUCGUAUCUAAGGGGAGAAGUGCGGACUCGGAUCUAUUGUUGUGGAAGUCUCUGAUAUCCGCACGCCAUCUCGUACGUAGCUGCUAGCCGUAAGGUAAACAAACCGAAUGUAAACGACCCGAAAUCGGAUCCUUCCGAACGUAAACAAAAUGGAUCGUACGCGUAUAUUCCUACUAGGGAUAGGCGAUGUUGAAGGAAAGAAUAGACGUCUAAAUGAUGGAUUUAAAAAAAUCAAAUUUUUAUAAUUGAUUAUACUUCAAAAGUAUUUUGAAUAUUCAAUUAAUUUAUAAUCUUUUCAUGACUACUCAAUAUGCUAGUAAGAGUUACAUAAUAAUAAACUAAUAACCCAGAGAGCUAAACCUGCGCGAGCAGAUUUUACGUAGAGUCUGUCAACAGACUCUGUAGACAGAAUGGUAAAACAUUUCACGCAGAAUCUUUUCUGACGACAGAUUGAUGACAGACUGCGCGCAGAGCCUGUCAACAGACUCUGACGACAGACUGACGGUAGAUUGCGCGCAGAUUCUGUUUCCUAGAUAGGCUAUUUAAUUCUAUCAAGGACCAUAUGUACGCUAU
This is a messenger RNA of Odontomachus brunneus, 6839 nucleotides long. RefSeq names its product dedicator of cytokinesis protein 3 (gene spg). Lineage: Eukaryota; Metazoa; Arthropoda; Insecta; Hymenoptera; Formicidae. Bases 843 to 6104 code for a protein of 1753 amino acids. Gene Ontology annotation, molecular function: small GTPase binding; guanyl-nucleotide exchange factor activity. The record is from RefSeq and is a predicted model, not a curated record. Gene Ontology annotation, cellular component: cytoplasm; plasma membrane. Gene Ontology annotation, biological process: small GTPase-mediated signal transduction. The transcript has 15 exons.